Molecule: messenger RNA, 600 nt
Organism: Cynara cardunculus var. scolymus (artichoke)
Lineage: Eukaryota; Viridiplantae; Streptophyta; Magnoliopsida; Asterales; Asteraceae
Product: costars family protein-like
Exons: 2
Coding region: 67-327 (86 amino acids)
Biological process (GO): regulation of actin filament-based process
Source: RefSeq, a predicted model, not a curated record
UGGAAGAUAAUAAAUACAUAUCUCGAUUUCCCACCACCCUAAACCCAAGAAAGCUACAAUAUCGCCAUGAAUGUCGAAGAAGAGGUUGAAAAACUCAAAGUAGAGAUCCAACGACUUGGUACCAAGCAAGAAGAUGGCUCUUACAAGGUCACAUUCGGUGUUCUUUUCCAUGAUGACAAAUGUGCAAACAUAUUUGAAGCAUUGGUUGGGACACUGAGGGCAGCCAAGAGGCGCAAAUUCCUCACAUAUGAUGGUGAACUGCUACUUCAAGGUGUUCACGAUAAUGUUGAAAUUGUACUGAAACCCACCCCAGUAGCAGCAGCAUGAUUUUACCAUAAUCUGCUUCAGAGCUCAUCAAGUUUGUAUAAGCUUAAACCCUUUUUAUUAUCAUGUAUGAUUGAUCAUAAUUUGCUUCCAAAGUGAUCAAGUUUGUGUUACCUUAAAACCCUGUCAUCAUCAUCAUAAUCUGCUUCAAAACUCAUCAUGGCUGUAUCAGCCUGAUACCUCUUAUCUGUCUUGUAUAGUGGAAAGACCACCUUCUUAAGAUUGUCGUUACCACUAAAUUGGAAUACAUACUGUCAGUGUCCAGUAUCUUGUACA